AUGCCACAACCACUACCCUCGAAAGAGGGUUCGCUUUUCCGCCAGCUUGUCAAGAACUAUGAGGCGAAGCAGUACAAGAAGGAAGGCAUCAAAGCUGCGGACCAAAUCCUCAAGAAGGUACCCGACCAUGGCGAUACACAGGCAAUGAAGGCACUCAUCCUUAACUCUCAAGGCCACGGUGAGGAGGCCUUCGCGCUCGGAAAGCUCGCGCUCAAGAAUGACAUGAAAUCGAAUAUCUGCUGGCACGUCUACGGCUUGCUUUGGCGGUCGAAGAAGAACUAUGAAGAGGCCAUUAAGGCAUACAAAAUGGCGCUCCGAUUAGCGCCCGAAUCGCAAAACAUUUUACGCGACCUUGCCCAUCUUCAAUGCCAAAUUCGCGACUUCGAAGGUUACAUCGAGAGCCGACAGAAAAUGCUGAGCGACCGAUCACAACUGAGGCAGAAUUGGACAGGGUUAGCGAUAGCAUACCAUCUCAGCGGGAAUUACAAGGAAGCAGAGCACAUCUUAACCACAUACGAAGGGACACUGAAACAAGCGCCUCCUAAGACGGACCUUGAGCACUCGGAAGCCGUUCUGUACAAGAACACGAUUAUAGCAGAGUCCGGGGACACUGAGCGCGCUUUGGAGCAUUUGGAAACGAUCAUCAAGAACAGCCUGGACCGCACGGCCGUACUCGAACUAAAGGCAAAAUACCUCCUACAACUGGAAAGGCACGAAGAAGCCGCUCAGGUGUACAGGACGCUUCUCGACCGAAACAGCGAAUACCGCGCGUACUUCGAGGGGCUUGAGAAGGCUCUUAAAUUGGACAGGUCGGACAGCGCAUCCCUGGAGAAGUUGACUGAGCUCUACGAGGGAUAUGCCAGUCAGAACAAGCGAAACGAUGCCGCACGUCGGAUACCGCUAGAUUUCCUUGAGGGUGAUGCUUUCAAGACGGCAGCGGACGAGUAUCUACGACAGAAGCUGACCAAGGGCGUCCCUUCGACCCACGCGAACGUAAAGGCCUUGUACGUGGACCCCGCGAAGAAGAAAGUCAUCGAAGAACUUGUGCUUUCAUACGCGUCAGAAGAGAAGAAGCAAAAUGGCUCAGCAAAUGGCGAAACAAACGGAAACAUCUCAGACGCCUUCGAAAAGUCAGUGCUGCUCUUCCUGGCUAAACAUUACGAUUAUACACUUAGCCGCAACCUUGAUAAGGCAAUGGAGUAUGUGGAUCGCUUGGUUGAGCUGGAACCGAAGAAUGUCGACUACAACCAGUUGAAGGCACGGAUUUGGAAGCACAAAGGCGAGACGCAGAAAGCAGCAGACCUAAUCAACUUCGCACGGGAGUGUGACUUGAAAGAUCGUUACAUCAACACCAAGUGCGCGAAGUAUCAGCUGCGCAACAAUGAGAACGAGAAGGCACUUGACACAAUGAGCAAAUUCACACGCAAUGAAACCGUCGGAGGACCCCUGGGAGAUCUGCACGACAUGCAAUGCAUGUGGUACUUGCUGGAAGACGGCGAGGCCUACUUGCGACAGAACAAGCUCGGUCUUGCGCUUAAGCGAUUCACUGCCAUAGCGGAUAUUUUCGAGGUCUGGCAAGAAGAUCAAUUCGAUUUCCACAGCUUCUCGUUGCGAAAGGGACAGAUCCGGGCCUACAUCGACAUGAUCAGAUGGGAAGAUCACCUUCGAAACCACCCCUUCUUCACGCGAGCUGCGUUGUCCGCAGUAGACCUAUACGUCAAGCUUCACGACAAUCCGGAUCUAGCUAGAGAUGGCAAACCAGAUCUGGCUAACCUUGACCCCUCGGAACGAAAAAAGGCAUUGAAGAAGCUACAGAAGGAGGAAGAAAAGAAGAAGAAGGCAGAGGCGGACAGGAAGCAGGCUGCUCAAGCCAAAGCAACCGCGAAGGCUGACGAUGGCGAAGUCAAGAAGGAGGACCCAGAUCCUAAUGGCGAGACGCUCCUCCAGACCAAGGAGCCUUUGGAGGCGGCACUUAGAUUCCUUAAGCCGAUGCUUGAGCUCAGUCCCCGCAAUAUUGACGCACAAAACAUAGGCUUCAAGGUGUAUCUCCGGAGAAAUAAGCUUGUGCUUGCUCUCAAGUGUCUGAAGGCUGCUCAGGAGCUCGACCCCGAGAAUCCUGGAGCGAAGGAGAAUGCCACCGCCCUUCGUCAACACCUCAAUAACCUCCAGGAGCCGCUAUCCGGUCCUGUGGCCGAGGCCAUCAAGAAAGAUUUCCCGUCGGCCUGA
Didymosphaeria variabile is the source of this 2226-nucleotide messenger RNA. RefSeq lists its product as uncharacterized. Gene Ontology annotation, molecular function: protein binding; protein-N-terminal amino-acid acetyltransferase activity. Gene Ontology annotation, biological process: N-terminal peptidyl-methionine acetylation. The record is from RefSeq and is a predicted model, not a curated record. The coding region runs from base 1 to 2226 and encodes 741 amino acids. Lineage: Eukaryota; Fungi; Ascomycota; Dothideomycetes; Pleosporales; Didymosphaeriaceae. The transcript is spliced from 5 exons. Gene Ontology annotation, cellular component: NatA complex; cytoplasm.